AUGCAGCAACAAGAGGUCAAAGGUCUCCAACAACAGCUGGAUCAUUUGGGUGAAUCACUCAGAAAUGCUGAGGAGGAAGCUCAAACUCGUCAAACUUUGCUAAACCAGCAGGAGCAGGACAAUGCUCAUCAGAAGGAGCUUCUGCAGCAGCAACUCUCUGCAACUGAAGAGGAGGUACAGACCUUGAAGGUUGAGAUCCAGACCAAAGAACAAGAGGUGAGUUUGUUAGAAAAUCAAAGGUCAAAAGAAGUGGAACAACUACACCAGGAAGUAAAAGCUUUAGAGAAGCAGAAUGAACGUCUUUGUUCCUCACUUAAAGAAGCUGAAGAGAGUUUGCUGUCUAAAGAAAACCUGUGUGCAGAGCAGCAGCUACAGAACACUAAGGACAUGGAAGCCCUGCAGAUGCAGAUGGUAGCAUCUGAGGAGGAGGUGAAGAGACUGAAUGCAGAGAUCAGUGAUAAAGAGGAGCAGCUGGUUGAGCUGAAGACUGAAACAUCUGCACAAUCUGACUUACUACAACAGCAGACACAAGCUCUAAACAUGAAGAUUAACACCAUUACCAAUUCACUUGAGACUGCUCAGAACCAGUUAAAAGCCAAAGAGGAGCAGCUGGUUAAACUGGAACAAGAGUCCACCCUGCAGAUUGAAGAAUUAAGAAAACACUGCAUGGUUCUUGAAGAUGACAUGAACCAGCUGAGGCAAGAAAUCCAAACUAAAGAUGGUGAAGUCAGUUUGUUGAAAUCGAAUCACUGCAUUGAGGUUGAAGCAUUACAGAAUGAGAUCCAGAGUCUGAAGGAUCAGAUUCAAUGUCUGACUGACUCUCUGAAGACUGCAACAGAUCAGGUGCAGACUAAAGAAAACCUGCUGGUCCAAAAAGAGACGGUGUAUAUUCAGGAGAGAGACUCUCUUCAAAAUAAGGUGGCAACCUGUGAGGAGGAAAUUAGAAAACUUACAGAAGAGAUGCAGACUAAAGAACAAGAGUUCACCUCUCUGAAGGAAGAGAGCUCCAGAUGUUGUGAUAUGCAGCAACAAGAGGUCAAAG
Molecule: messenger RNA, 1042 nt
Organism: Nematolebias whitei (Rio pearlfish)
Lineage: Eukaryota; Metazoa; Chordata; Actinopteri; Cyprinodontiformes; Rivulidae
Product: golgin subfamily A member 6-like protein 4
Exons: 1
Source: RefSeq, a predicted model, not a curated record